AUCAACCGUUUUCAUCAAUCGAUAGCUCUGUGCUUGAUGUAUAUUCUAUAUUCGCUUGCAACGCUGGUCAGGGAACCACAUGGUAUCAUUCACUUCUGGUGCUCUAUGCAGUGUUAUUUUGUACCAUAAUAGGUAUAAUUAAAUAAGAGUCCAUUUUAAACAAGAGGUUUCCAUCUACAUAGCGAAAAUGUCGCAGGUACAAGCUAGAUUCUUCACAGAAAAUAAAAAGUAUGCAAUAGAUGAUGUCCCGUUCUCAAUCCCAGCCUCCUCUGAAAUUGUUGAUCUCAGCAACGUCAUUAACAAACUCCUGGAAGCUGAAAAUGAGGUCCACCAACAUGUGGAGUUUGACUUUCUCAUCAAGGGUCAGUUCCUGCGUACUGGUCUGGCCAAACACAUGGAGACUGAGAGCAUGUCAACGGAAGACGUGGUUGAGAUCGAGUAUGUGGAGAAGUACACAGCCCCUCAGCCCGAGCAGUGCAUGAUGCAUGAUGACUGGGUCAGUGCUGUAGAGGCUGAUGGAGAAUGGAUUUUGACUGGCUCCUAUGAUAAAACCGCUCGAAUCUGGUCAUCAGAGGGAAAGGCCAUUAUGACGAUCGCUGGGCACACUGAGGUUGUGAAAGAUGUGGCUUGGAUUAAACGAGGCGGCUUCACUUCCCUGCUCCUCAGCGCCUCCAUGGAUCAGACCGCUAUCCUAUGGGAAUGGAAUUCCGAGAGCAACAAGGUGAAGGCUCUGCACUGCUGUCGAGGGCACGGAGGGAGCGUGGAUUCCAUCGCUGUUGACAGCACCAGGACCAAGUUUUGCAGUGGAUCCUGGGACAAAAUGCUGAAAAUUUGGUCUGCAGUUCCAACAGAUAAAGAGGAUGAAAUUGAAGAUGCAGCAGCCAGACCAAGGAAGAAACAGAAAAUUAAACAAAUGGGGUUAACUAGGACACCCCUGAUGACCUUGUCUGGCCACAGCGAAGCCGUCUCCUCAGUACUUUGGUCUGACACUGAAGAAGUAUGCAGUGCAUCAUGGGAUCACACCAUCAAACUGUGGGACGCAGAGACUGGAGGGCUUAAAUCCACAUUGACAGGAAACAAGGUGUUCAACUGCAUCUCCUUCUCUCCACUUUGCAAGAGGCUGGCUUCAGGCAGCACAGACAGACACAUCCGGCUCUGGGAUCCACGCACUAGAGAUGGCUCCCUGGUGCUGCUCUCUCUCACCUCCCACAAUGGCUGGGUUACAGCAGUGAAAUGGUCACCAGCACAUGAAUAUCAGCUCGUAUCAGGAUCUCUGGACAACAUUGUUAAGCUGUGGGACACAAGAAGUUCCAAGGCUCCUCUGUACGACCUGGCCGCUCACGAAGACAAAGUCCUCUGUGUGGACUGGACAGAGAGAGGGUUGUUGUUAAGCGGAGGAGCAGACAACAAAUUGUACACCUACAAAUACUCUGCUCCCCCUUCUGACGACGACGCGUAAAGCAGUCAGGAGGUUGCUGUGAGGCCUGUGUCUGUUGAUUGAACCAUUUCUUCUACGUUUCCAGCUGUGGCUUUUAUCCAGUAGGAACAGAAGAUUCUAGAACACAUUAACUUUUAAUGAAAACUGAAGUAUUUACCAAAUAAACAAAAUUUGAAUUAUUUUGGCCUUCCAAACAAAAUUGAGGUUUGGAUUUUCAGACCCAUGUGAUUUGACUAACACAUUUCUGAUUUUUUAUUUAUGUACUGUACCUGCUUCUGAGUGGACCAAUGGCUAUUCAACCUCCUACAUCAAUUAAUUAUUAUUUUAUUGUUGGAAAGUCUUUAAAACAUUAUUUCAAAUGAUAAUAACAUUAUAAUACUGUAUUUCUAGGUCAUCAACAACAAAUAUAAUUUGGCCAAAAUCAUCAAAAUGGGCACUUUUACACAGGGAUGGAAAGAAGACCUAUUGCAUAGCAGUUUGAGCCAUUCCUGGUUUCACUACGAGUUUAAUAAGAUCCACCUAAUUUUGUUACCUCUGCACUGAGGCUAAUCAGGUUUGUAGUAAAACCUAGAAUGGGUGAAACUGCUAUGCAAUAGGAGUCUUAUUUCCAUCCCUGUACCAUCUUCAGACAAGUUCUUGCCAUGUGGGGAGCAAGUUACUUGGCUCCUUGGCAUACACAUGACACCUGCCCUGGAACCAUUAGCUCAGUCACAUCAACCACAAUUCGGUCCACUUGAAUGUUACAGGGCAUCUUUUUUUCAUUUUGUAAGACUUAAGUAUGCAGUAGAACCUCAAUUUUUUUUUUUCAGAUAACUGAAAUACAUUUUUUUUGUUUCUCUUUUUUUUUUUUUUUUUUUUUAAGAAUUAGACUUUUAAUGAUCUCAUCAGUAAUGAUAUGAGUGGAAAAUGGUUAUUGUUUUUUUACAGAAGCGUGAGUCCGGUCAGGUGAAUAAAAGUAUAUUUUUUAUUGCUACAUCUUGAUUAUGCCAACCUCUCAUUAGUAGACAAUUUUUACAAGUCCCUUAAGAUUUUGCAAGAUGUUUUUAAGAUGACAUCUGCAGUACUUUAGGUUAAAGGAAGUAUAGUUUCUAAGCCUUAUUCACAAGUUAUCUGUUUGCACUUGCACUUCCUGGGUAAUUUAAUCUCAGCAGUGUAUUCUGGGUCAAAACAUGCCACUCAAUAGGGGAAAGCAGCUGAUUGGUUAUUGACAGGAAAGAAGCCGAUGAGGGGGUUGGAACAAUUUCACCCUGCAGGUGGAAAGACCCAGAAAGUACAAAGUGGUCUAAAAGCACUGUUUGAAAACAGAUAAUGUAUGUAACUAUUAUAAUUUGUUUAUUAUUUGUUUAUUUAGCAGACGCCUUUAUCCAAGGCGACUUACAGAGACUAGGGGGUGUGUGAACUAUGCAUCAGCUGCAGAGUCACUUACAAUUACGUCUCACCUGAAAGACGGAGCACAAGGAGGUUAAGUGACUUGCUCAGGGUCAUACAAUGAGUCAGUGGCUGAGGUGGGAUUUGAACCGGGGACCUUCUGGUUACAAGCCCAUUUCUUUAACCACUGGACCACACAGCCUCCAAUUAUUUUAUUAGCUACACUUACAUAAAAGUGUUAGUAUUUUUUGUAAUGUAAGCUUUGUGUUAAAUAUUGUGUAAUGCGGUUACAUCAAUGUUAUCAUUUGUAUGGCUGUAUAUGCAUUAUUUACACAGUGGUGUGUUGGUAAAGGUUCAUACUUUUACCAUUUUAGAUCUCUGUACAUGUUGUAUAAACUGUGUACAUAAUUGUGUGAGUAUUCAUUUUGUGGCCUUUAUAAUGCUGCUCUGCUUUUACCCAGACAUGCUGCUCUUGUAUUGUCUUUCUCUAUGUCUAUUGACAGUUUUCAUAUUAAGUUUCUAAAUUAUUUGAUAGGUUAAUACUCUGUAAUAUUACACAAGGCAAUAUAUAUUGAGGGUAAAAAAUAAGUGUCUUUGUAGAACUUUUCUUUGAAUGCUGGUAUUGUAGCUAGGGCUUCAUUUCUUGUCAAUUGACCCUGUUACAGUAUUUAAUUAUGUUUUUAAAGAACUGAAGUUGAAAAUUA
Molecule: messenger RNA, 3510 nt
Organism: Acipenser ruthenus (sterlet)
Lineage: Eukaryota; Metazoa; Chordata; Actinopteri; Acipenseriformes; Acipenseridae
Product: ribosome biogenesis protein wdr12-like
Exons: 13
Coding region: 188-1459 (423 amino acids)
Biological process (GO): maturation of 5.8S rRNA from tricistronic rRNA transcript (SSU-rRNA, 5.8S rRNA, LSU-rRNA); ribosome biogenesis; maturation of LSU-rRNA from tricistronic rRNA transcript (SSU-rRNA, 5.8S rRNA, LSU-rRNA)
Cellular component (GO): PeBoW complex; preribosome, large subunit precursor
Molecular function (GO): protein binding
Source: RefSeq, a predicted model, not a curated record